AACAAGCAUCUUUCCAGUUUUUCUCUGUUAUGUUUGCCAGCCAGGUCUUCCUACAGCUCAGGAACUCAGAUACGAACCCUCUGGCAUGAUGUAUGUCAAUUCUGGAGCAGCAAAUGUGUCCAUGUCUUUGAACUUCAUGGGCAGGAAGUUACGUAACCACACUGUUGCCCCAGCAGCAAAACAACGUGCCUGGGAGACCACUGACCUUUCUCAAUAUCAGGAUGAUCCAGUGGUUUCCACCCGUGUCGUUCUUUCUCAUCCAAAUGUGUCAUCAGAGGAGCUGCCAGGCAGUGUUCCUGACCUGAGAGAAGAGGUUCAGCGGCGUAGACCAUGUAGCAUUCAUAACACACUCCUAGACCAGGAUAAAAACAGACGUAAGAUCAGAGUAUUCUGUCGAAUAAGGCCACUAACACGUGCGGAGCAAGCAAAAAAAGGCCACAUCACCGUUGCUUGUCUGGAUGAUUACUCUGUGAUCCUGGAGACCCCUCGAGGACCUCGCGAGUUUCAGUUUGACAAGAUCUUCAACACAGAAUGUACACAGGAAGAGGUCUUCAUUGAGUCCAGUGGGUUGAUCCAGUGUGCGAUUGAUGGAUUUAAUGUGUGCAUUUUUGCAUACGGCCAUACGGGUUCAGGGAAAACCUUCACAAUGGUCGGAGACAAAGAUCGAAGGAACCCAGGACUCAUUCCCAGAACAUUCACCAGGAUCUUUGAGAUCAUCCAGGAUAACGAGUCUAAAUUUGAGUUUAAGGUUUCAGCCUACAUGCUGGAACUGUACAAUGACCGCCUGCAGGAUCUCUUUGUGAGCCCAGCUGAAGCUUUCAACAAGCGAAUCGAAAUUAAGAGGGACAGAAAGGGGCUAGUGUUCGCCCAGGGAGCUGAGACAAAGGACGCAACCAGCGCCGGCGAACUCUUCGCAUUAUUUGAGCAGGGCUCUGCAAACCGCCACAUUGCGGCCACAAAGAUGAAUGUAGAAAGUUCCCGCUCCCACCUGAUCAUUGGCAUUAUGAUCGAGAGCCGUAAUCUGACCAAUGGGAGUGUGAGUUUUGGAAAGCUUAGUUUGGUGGACUUGGCAGGAAGUGAACGAGCAGCAAAAACUGGAGCCAAGGACGACCAACUGAAGGAGGCAAACUCUAUCAACAAAUCCCUGAGUGCUCUUGGAGAUGUAAUUUCAGCGUUGUCAAUGGAGCAGCCUCAUGUUCCCUACCGUAAUAACAAGCUGACCCAGCUCAUGCAGGACUCACUGGGGGGCAAUGCCAAGACCCUCAUGAUCCUCAACAUCUCUCCCUCUGACUGCAACCUGGACGAGACGCUCACCUCACUCAUCUAUGCAACUCGAGUGAAAGCCAUCACCAACAAUGCUCAGAGGAAUGUAGACAGCAAAGAAAUAGCUCAGCUGAAAGAGGUGAUUUUAAAAUUAAAAUCGGGUCAACCUGUGGAAGAAGAUGUCUAAUAUGCCUAUAUUUAUAUGAGUGUGUGAGUGUGCGUGUGUGUAUAUAAAUAAA
Danio aesculapii is the source of this 1502-nucleotide messenger RNA. RefSeq lists its product as uncharacterized. Gene Ontology annotation, molecular function: microtubule binding; ATP binding; microtubule motor activity. The record is from RefSeq and is a predicted model, not a curated record. The coding region runs from base 86 to 1450 and encodes 454 amino acids. Gene Ontology annotation, biological process: microtubule-based movement. The transcript is spliced from 10 exons. NCBI's taxonomy places the organism in Eukaryota, Metazoa, Chordata, Actinopteri, Cypriniformes, Danionidae.